Pezoporus flaviventris is the source of this 1326-nucleotide messenger RNA. RefSeq names its product prolyl 4-hydroxylase subunit alpha-3-like. The annotation marks the transcript as partial. The record is from RefSeq and is a predicted model, not a curated record. The transcript has 11 exons. Gene Ontology annotation, molecular function: L-ascorbic acid binding; iron ion binding; procollagen-proline 4-dioxygenase activity. Gene Ontology annotation, cellular component: endoplasmic reticulum. Lineage: Eukaryota; Metazoa; Chordata; Aves; Psittaciformes; Psittacidae. Gene Ontology annotation, biological process: peptidyl-proline hydroxylation to 4-hydroxy-L-proline.
AGCUCCACGCUGGCUUCCAGGAGGUGGAGCAGGAGCUGCCGGGCGCCGAGGACCUGGACGGGGCGGCGCGGGCGCUGAUGCGGCUGCAGGACGUGUACGGGCUCAGCGUCAAGGGCUUGGCCAACGGCGUCUUCCAGCGCGCCGGGGCCGCCCGCCCGCCCCUCUACAGCCCCCGCCGGCUCGUGGCCCUCUCCGCCGACGACUGCUUCCAUGUGGGAAAGGUGGCCUAUGACACGGGUGACUAUUACCACUCCAUCGCGUGGCUGGAGGAGGCCGUCGGCCUCUUCCGCCUCUCCUACGGCAGCUGGAACCCGGAGGACCGGAGCAGCCUGGAGGAUGCUCUGGACCAUCUCGCCUUCUCCUACUUCAUGGCUGGAAACGUCUCCCAUGCCUUGAGCCUCUCCAGGGAGUUUCUCCAUUAUGACCCCAGUAACCCCAGGGUGUUGAGGAACGUGGUCAAGUACGAGGAGCUGCUGGAGAAGGGGACAGGGAGAAGCGCUGAGCCCCUGCGACGUCCCAAUGGCACCCACCUACAGAGCCGGGAUGCCUACGAGGAGCUGUGCCAGCGCCCACGGGGGCAGUCAGCCCCGGAGCAUCUCCCACACCUCGUCUGCUCCUAUGAGACCAAUGGCAGCCCCUUCCUCCUGCUCCAGCCUGCCAAGAAGGAGAUGGUCCAGACCCAGCCCUACGUGGCUUUGUACCACGAUUUCAUCAGUGAUGCCGAGGCUGAGACCAUCAAGAGGUUGGCCGGGCCUUGGCUGCAGAGGUCCGUGGUCGCCUCUGGGGAGAAGCAGCAGAAAGCUGAGUACCGGAUAAGCAAGAGUGCCUGGCUGAAGGACACGGCCGACCCGGUGGUGCGGGCGCUGGAGCAGCGCAUCGGGGCCGUCACCGGCCUGGACCUGAGGCCGCCCUAUGCCGAGUACCUGCAGGUGGUCAAUUAUGGGCUGGGAGGCCACUACGAGCCACACUUCGACCACGCCACGUCGAGGAAGAGCCCCCUUUACAGGAUGAAGUCAGGCAACAGGAUCGCCACGGUCAUGAUCUACCUGAGCGCAGUGGAAGCCGGCGGCUCCACCGCCUUCAUCGCCGCGAACAUCAGCGUCCCCGUGGUCAAGAACGCGGCUCUCUUCUGGUGGAACCUGCAUCGGAACGGGGCCGGGGCCGGGGCCACGCUGCACGCUGCCUGCCCCGUGCUGGCCGGGGACAAGUGGGUGGCCAAUAAAUGGAUCCAUGAGUACGGGCAGGAAUUCCGGCGGCCGUGCAGCACGGACCCACAGGAAUGAGGCCACCGUGGGCUCAUGGAUGUGGCACCCAUGGGUGCACCCA